Molecule: messenger RNA, 1656 nt
Organism: Asparagus officinalis (garden asparagus)
Lineage: Eukaryota; Viridiplantae; Streptophyta; Magnoliopsida; Asparagales; Asparagaceae
Exons: 4
Coding region: 1-1497 (498 amino acids)
Source: RefSeq, a predicted model, not a curated record
AUGGCCCUGAGAUUACUACUUGAGGACCGCCAUGGGGAUAACAAUGGGGGCGGCGUGCUGAAGAAAGAGGAGAUCUACCCGAGCUAUGAUUUUCAACCGAUCAGAGCCGUUGGAUCUUCAUCAUCGGCCGUUAAUAACACCAGCAGCACGAAUCUUGAUGGCGGCGCGAGGCAUUCUUGGGGGUCGGCUGAUUCUAAGAUCGCUUCUGCGAAUCUCAGAUGCUCAAAUAUUUUGGAAUCUCAUGAAAUGCCAAAGGUGAGCCAUGAGAAAGAGAAAGAUGCAUAUGAUGUGGCUACAGUGACUGAAGUGGACAGAACCAUGAAGAAAUAUGCUGAUAAUCUGCUGCAUACUUUGGAAGGCGUGAGUUCAAGGUUGUCUCAGUUAGAGAGUAGAACACGACACCUGGAAAAAUCUGUCGAUGACUUAAAAGAUACUAUCAGCAAUAGCAGUAGCAGCACAGAUGGAAAGCUGAGGCAACUAGAGAAUAUUCUAAGAGAGGUUCAAACAGGUGUUCAAAUGCUUCGGGAUAAACAAGAGAUUGCUGAAGCGCAACUCCAGCUCACAAAACUACAGCAAUCUUCUACCAAGUCCGACCACUACCAGCCAUCAACUGAACCAUCAACCGUAAGUGCCGGACAAUCAGACUCUCGAACUCAGCAGCCAAAUGCUCCCCCACCGCCACCACAACCACCAGCACAGCAGAACCCACCUCCUCAAUUCCCUGCUCAAUCAUCUCAACCCCAACUUACCUCCAUCCCAUCUUUACCCCGAGAACAGUCUUACUACCCUUCACAAGGAUCCCAGCACAUGCAGCCACAGCCUCAAUCACAACCACCUAUGCAACCACCACACUACCAAUUACCGCAGUACUCACAACAAACACCCCAAAAUCUGAACCCAUCUUCUCAACUUCAAUCUCCACCAAUGCCUCAUCAUCAGGAAGAGUCAGCACCAUACAUGCUACCACCACCGCCACCACCACAAUCUCAGUCCUACAUUCCAAAUAUUCGCCAACCCGCUCCUUUGUCUCAGCCACCUCCAGCCGGCGGGCCUCCUCAAUAUUACGGUUCUGGUCAAUUACCAUUUCCUUCGAGCUACACUGCACCUUCAGGGCCUACCUUCGCUGAUUCUUACCCAUACAGUGGAUCUCCAUCCCAUUACAGCUCCACGAUGAAACCAUCACCUUACUCAAACUCUCCACCUGCAUCAAGAGGAGGAGGAAGCGGCAACUAUUCUCGUCUUCCUACUGCAAAGAUUUUGCCCCAAGCAGUGCCCACAGGGCAAAGUUCUGGUGGUGGCAAUGGUAACAGGGUUCCUGUUGAUGAUGUGGUGGAUAAGGUAGCAACUAUGGGGUUCUCGAGAGAACAGGUGAGAGCAACGGUGAGGAAGCUUACAGAGAACGGGCAGUCUGUUGACCUAAACGUGGUGCUUGAUAAGCUCAUGAAUGGCGGGGGAGGGGAUACGAUCCAGCCUCAAAAGGGUUGGUUUGGUCGGUGAUUGAUGAUCGAUGAUUUGACAGAAACAUUUGUUUGAGAUUUGUGUAUAUGUGUGUUCACAGAUCUUUGUUCUCUAUUUUUUAAAUGACGUUUGAUUUCUAUCGCUUCACGACCGGUUAAAGGGAUUUUACCUGAUCAAUCCUUGAUCUUUCUUUGCAAA